Messenger RNA from Paramuricea clavata, 219 nucleotides. The record is from the annotation of a GenBank genome assembly. NCBI's taxonomy places the organism in Eukaryota, Metazoa, Cnidaria, Anthozoa, Malacalcyonacea, Plexauridae.
AUGUCCGUUGGGGAUGCAUGUGAUCCAGCCGCGAAUGACGUUAGCACUGGAGAAACUGAUCCAAAAGUGAGCCUUGAACUUCACGAUGAUGAGGACGAUCAGUAUUUGUCACUGCGAGAUCUCUCGGCAAGCGCGAACGAGUUGGAUCUGAGGUCUGCGCUUGAGGAUAUGUUAAAAAUUGUCGAGGAAGAAGAAAUGAAAGAUGGUUUAAAGAAUGAC